Molecule: messenger RNA, 1299 nt
Organism: Agelaius phoeniceus (red-winged blackbird)
Lineage: Eukaryota; Metazoa; Chordata; Aves; Passeriformes; Icteridae
Gene: IL22RA2
Product: interleukin 22 receptor subunit alpha 2
Biological process (GO): cytokine-mediated signaling pathway
Cellular component (GO): plasma membrane
Molecular function (GO): cytokine receptor activity; protein binding
Source: RefSeq, a predicted model, not a curated record
CCGAGCAAAACCCGCUGGUGCUGGCAGGCUGGCCCUCAGCUCUGCUUUCCUAGGAGGAACCACCAUCAAAGGGAACUUUGACAAAGGUCCACACUUCAGCUCCUGGCAAUGGGCUGCUUCUCGGGAUAUGAGAAGUGACAGCCCCCUAGACGAUGUCCUGCCACCAGCACACCUGCAAACUCCAGCUCUUGCUUUUGGCCCUGAGGCAGUCCAUCAAACCCAAAGCACAUCCCAUGGGACAUGCCCAAGAGGAAGAGAGGUGCUUUUCAGUCAUGGAGCUGCUCUCCUAAGCAUGAGGAGGAUCAUGCUUUCCUUCCUCUGCUUACUGAUGCACCUGCUUCAGGAUGAGACAACUUCGCUUUUAGUUUUGGGAAACCAAGACCUGCAAGAUUCGAUUAAGCCGCAGAAGGUAGAGUUCCAUUCGUUAAAUUUCAACACCACUUUGCAUUGGCAGCCUGGGUGGGCCAGAGAGGCCAGAGAUGCGCUCUACUUUGUGCAGUAUAAAGUGUAUGGGCAGAGCACAUGGCAAAACAAAGACGAGUGCUGGGGGAUUUCAGGCCAUGUCUGUGACCUAACACAUGAGACCUCUGACAUCCAGGAGCCUUACUACAGCAGAGUGAGAGCAGCCCUGGCUGGUGUCUAUUCCAGCUGGAGCCUCAGCUGCAGAUUCACUCCUUGGCGAGAAACUAUGAUAGGACCUCCAAUGGUCACUGUGGCUCAUAGCAAUAAAUCCAUAACAGUAAAGCUCCAGGCUCCACGUUCUCCUUAUAGAAGGAAGAGAGGCAGCAAAAUACCAAUGACAAACUAUUAUGAUCUGCUGUAUCAAGUCUUCAUAAUUAACAACUUGUUAGAUGAGCAACACAGGGUCCUGGUGUAUGAAGGGAAAGACAAGGUUAUUAAAAUAGAAGAUUUGAGGCGUGGAGUCAGCUACUGCAUCGUGGCUAAAAUGUACAUGCCAAUGCUGGACCACAGCAGUGCCUACAGCAGCAGGCAAUGUACCGUGCUGCAGUGACAGGGCUGGCACCUCUGAGACAGGGAUAAUGGCAGAAGAUGCCUUCCAUCACAGGUCCAGCUGUAAAUCAACAUCUGCUGUCUAUGUCUGGAAUACAUACUUGGAUACUUUUUAAACUAAACUUUGCUGCAUUAAAUUAUUUGAUAAUUUGAUCACAAUCCUUUUAUGCUACAUGAAGGAGUCUUUGUAUGUCCCAUAUUACGAUUCAUGAUGGUAUAUAUUUGCAUUUUCCAAGGUAACAGACUUGUAAUAUAAAAAUGAAACCAUUAAAAAAGUCUUUGUGGAAA